Molecule: messenger RNA, 1062 nt
Organism: Quercus robur (English oak)
Lineage: Eukaryota; Viridiplantae; Streptophyta; Magnoliopsida; Fagales; Fagaceae
Product: 60S ribosomal protein L19-1
Exons: 5
Coding region: 143-772 (209 amino acids)
Biological process (GO): translation
Cellular component (GO): ribosome; cytosolic large ribosomal subunit
Molecular function (GO): structural constituent of ribosome; RNA binding
Source: RefSeq, a predicted model, not a curated record
CCCUAAAAAAAAUAGCCUUAUCGUGGGUACUAUAUAAAAUCCCCUUUGAUUUUUCAUACGCGAAAAACCCUCCUCCACUCGCACCCAGGGAGAGAAGAGGCAGAGAGAGAAAGCAGCAGCAGCAACAGCAACAGCAACAGCAAUGGUGUCGCUCAAGCUCCAGAAGCGGCUUGCCUCCAGCGUCCUCAAGUGCGGGAAAGGCAAGGUUUGGCUUGACCCCAAUGAAGUCAGCGAAAUCUCCAUGGCCAAUUCCAGGCAGAACAUCAGGAAACUGGUGAAGGAUGGUUUCAUCAUCAGGAAACCAACAAAGAUCCACUCCCGCUCUCGUGCACGCAGAAUGAAGGUGGCCAAGAGGAAGGGUCGUCACUCUGGAUAUGGUAAGCGCAAGGGUACCAGGGAGGCAAGGCUGCCAACUAAGGUCCUUUGGAUGAGGAGAUUGCGCGUGCUAAGGCGUUUGCUCCGUAAGUACCGGGAAGCAAAGAAAAUUGACAAGCAUAUGUACCAUGACAUGUACAUGAAGGUGAAAGGUAAUGUCUUUAAGAACAAGAGGGUGCUCAUGGAGAGUAUUCACAAGUCAAAGGCUGAGAAGGCAAGAGAGAAGACUCUGUCUGAUCAGUUUGAGGCUAAGCGUGCUAAGAACAAGGCAAGCAGAGAGAGAAAGCAUGCCAGAAGGGAGGAGCGUUUAGCUCAGGGACCUGUUGAGAGGGCACCAGCAGCAGCUGCACCACCUGCACCACAACAAACUGAGGGAGCUAAAAAAUCUAAGAAGUGAGAAGUGUAACAUCUCUGAUGAACACAAAGCAAGAGCCCAAAUAUGCGAAUACUCUUUUGUUUCCUCUGAAGGAUUUCGUUCAUCUUAGCUAUUUUAAUAUGUUUAAUGAAUUUUGCAUUUUCAUUAUAAAGAUUUAAAUCUUGGAACUCUCAACUGUUCUUUUUUUUCUUUCCCCAAAUGUUGGAUAAUGUGUCUAUUUGUGACCUUAUGGAUACAUGUUCUUUUGGGACAUGGGAAUUUUGAUUCACUUUACUGUCAGUAGAUGUAAGUACAGCUUUGCUUUUUUGUGA